Molecule: messenger RNA, 521 nt
Organism: Rubroshorea leprosula
Lineage: Eukaryota; Viridiplantae; Streptophyta; Magnoliopsida; Malvales; Dipterocarpaceae
Source: the annotation of a GenBank genome assembly
GGCCUUGGGGAACCAAUUGUCUGAACACUUUCCAAAGUCAAGUCAAAAAUAAUAAAACAAGGUGGAAUCUAAUUGGAGCUUUUGUGAGGUGGCUUUGAAGGGACUUUAAUUGCAAGGCUCCAAAUCUCUAUUAAAAUGAUCAAAAAUUCAGAUCUGAAAAAUGACAGAAGAAGGACGAACUGCUACAGAAACUGAGUUUGAUAUUGUUUUGGGUUUCCUUCUUCUUUUCUUCUUAUUCACUUGUUCCGGUUUAAUCUUGCACCCGCAAGCAAGAGUUUGUUCCGGUUUAAUCUUGCACCCGUAAGCAAGAGAUUUCUAAUGGAUUGAACUCUCGAGCAAGGAGGCUUGGGGAGUGGACGUACUCCGGGUUGGAGGAACCACUAUAAAUCACGGCUUGAUAUUCUCUUCCCUCUCUUUUAUUUUUCUGCACUACAUUACUCUUGUUUAUUCUGCACAACAGUUUAUAUAUAUUGAAAACUUCAUUCACGUUUUUAUAAAGGAAAUGAAAUGAGUUUUAUAUC